AUGCUAGAAAGCAUUAUUUCUCGGGGCGAGGGCAUUCGAGCAGCUGAUGGGCUAUUGAGCGGUAUUCAAAAGGGGAUUUUCCAAGAGGCUCUCCGUGCUGCCGUAGAAUGGUCAUCCGAUGAACAGCAGAACAAAAAGUGGCUAGAGUACCACCGCAAGAGCGUCAAAUACAAUUCUGCCGAGUUCCUCGAUCCGAUUCUAGACUCCUUAGCACCGCUGGACCGACUCUGCGCUGGGCGCUCUUUGAUGCGAAGCCGAGCAAACGAACAAGAUCAAGAGGGCCGCGCAGUGCUGAUAGCGCUUCGCAAAUCCAUUGAUCUUCAACUCCGCAACUCAGAUGGUGGCUAUUGGUAUUUUGUGGACCCUCCGCCCCCAUACAAGCAAUACGGAAACCUAUCCUAUAGCGAUGGCAUGUAUGGCUUUGCCCCAUUCGCCGUCCUCUACGGCCUUAUUUAUGGAGAUCCGCACUUGAACAUUGAUUCUGCUCUCCAACAGCUUGAGAUAAUGUACAAGCGCACGCUCCAAAAGGAUACCGGUCUGAUAGUUCAUGGCUACGACGGCUCUAGGCAGGCACCUUGGGCGAACCCCAAGACAGGCGCCAGUCCGAUCGUUUGGGGCCGUAGCUUGGCGUGGUACACAAUCGGUCUUGUUGAUGCGCUUGCUAUGGCCGAGACAGAUCCCGGGCUAAGGCAAACGAAGGCUUACAGUCGAAUGAGAGAAAUCUAUGAGAACCUGGCAUCAGCAGAGAUUGAAGCCAUAAAGCGUUCAGCUAAGACGACCGGAAGGUACGGUGUCUGGCAGGUUUUCGAUCAACCCGGCAAAGAAGGGAACUUCGUCGAAGCUAGCGCUACUGCAAUGCUCGUCUAUGCUCUUGGGAAGGGAUUAAGGUACGGAUAUGUGAGGUCGGAAAAGAAGAGCGCAUGGGUCUACAUUUUACAACGUCCAAAAAAAGUCCUCAUGGAGGAUGUGAAGGAUUUGUUACACUCAACUUACAACGACCUAUUAGAGAAUUUCGUCAUGGCUGGUGAGAACGGAACACUAGAUUUUGAGGGAACCAGCGUGCUUUCAAGCUUGCAUGUAACGAAUCCUAAUUUCGAUUAUUACGUCAAUCGAGAAGUUAGCAAGAACAGUCUUAUUGGAACCAGCGCUUUUGUUCUAGCGAGUCUAGAGAUAGAGCACUUGGAAGACAAUAAUCUAUGA
Messenger RNA from Ascochyta rabiei, 1200 nucleotides. RefSeq names its product Unsaturated rhamnogalacturonyl hydrolase. Gene Ontology annotation, biological process: carbohydrate metabolic process. Lineage: Eukaryota; Fungi; Ascomycota; Dothideomycetes; Pleosporales; Didymellaceae. The record is from RefSeq and is a predicted model, not a curated record. The transcript has 4 exons. The coding region runs from base 1 to 1200 and encodes 399 amino acids.